Messenger RNA from Colletotrichum spaethianum, 594 nucleotides. RefSeq lists its product as uncharacterized. The record is from RefSeq and is a predicted model, not a curated record. The transcript is spliced from 2 exons. The coding region runs from base 1 to 594 and encodes 197 amino acids. NCBI's taxonomy places the organism in Eukaryota, Fungi, Ascomycota, Sordariomycetes, Glomerellales, Glomerellaceae.
AUGGUCAUCGGCCUGCUGGCAAUCGCCGCCAUCCCUACAGUCAUUGGCACGGGACAGGCCGUAAGCGCGCAGAAGAAACAGAACGCCGCAGCAAAGGAGCAGGCCAAGUUCAGCCUCACGACUGUGCUGGACAUUGACGGGAAAGAGGAGGAGUGCCCCAUCGUCCUCGUCGACAACAAGCUCUGGAUAAAUCACAGCUUAGCACCAGUCCCGGCGCACAAGUUCUCGGGGUACUAUUUUAACUAUCCUUCUGAGGAGCAGUACCGCGGCCUGGUAUCGACGAUAUCAGAGGACCCACCAAUGCUCAACUGGAUCUACGUCGAUGCCGACACCAGGGCGAUGCGCCACGGGGGCCGCAAGGACACCGUCGGCCACGUCAUAGGGCCGUGGGGCUGGACGGAGGACGAGAAGUAUCUCUCGUUACGAGGCAGCGGCGUUGGCUUCGUGGCCGUGCUAGAGGAAGACGGCAGGUGGGCCGUAUACUGGGAUCCGGACGGCAGGCUGCGGGAAGGCUACGACGAGGACGAUUGUGUAGAGAUAUCCCUCAAGAGACAGAUGGCGCUAGGUAUCGAGAGCGGCUAUGUUAGAGGUUAG